AUUAUGACUUCGCUAGCAGCUUGACAGAAAAGUCAAAGGAGAAUGUAGAAAGAAAAAAAUUAUCAACAAGUACAUCAACAUAUGACAAAUCAAAUCAUUCAGAACUUUUGAAAGCAAACAUAAAUACUGAACAGAAACACAAUUGGCAACACAACGAAAUUGUACGAUUAAUAGCUGCUUAUGAUGAUCACAAAGAUGAGCUACAUCACCCAAAGAAACGUAAAUACUUUUGGGCCAAUAUAGAAAACGAUAUGAUUAGUUCAGGUUUUAAUGUAAGUGCGGACCUGUGCAACCAUAAAUGGAAAAAUUUAACGAGAUCAUAUAGAACUGCAAAGGAUAAUAAAAAUUCGACCGGACGUGGAACUUGUAGAUUUCAAUUUUUUAACGUAAUGGACAAAAUACUGGGAACAGCACCUUCCAAUCAAUCUACACAUACACUCAGUUCCCUAUCAAACGUAGAGUCGCAAGAUAUUGUAAAUUCACCAUGCACGUCAUCAUCAAGCAUGAUUGUAGAUGACAGUUUUUCUUUAUCAUUAGACAGCGAUAAUGAAAACAGUGAUAAAAUUAUAAACAUUAAAGAAAACAAUAAUGAAAUUAGAAACAUUAAAGAAAACACGGAAACUCCUUCAGAAAAUGUCAAACAAAAUUUUAAACGGAAGCGUAAUGACGAAAAAAUAGCGUUAGAAAAAGAAAAGAUUGAAUUACGAAAACGAAAAUUAGCCAUUGAAGAAGAAAAAAUCAAGUUAAUGAAAGAAUUCAUUGCAUUAAAAAAGUCAGGUAGUCUUUAGUUUAUUUCGAUUGGUUAAAAAGAAUAAAGAUUGUUGAAAGAAUAUUAUAAUAACAUGAGAAAAAGACUGUAAUAAUGAUGAUUAUUAUUAAUAGUUACUUUUUAAUAGUAAUAAUUUACAAGUUU
This is a messenger RNA of Vollenhovia emeryi, 913 nucleotides long. RefSeq lists its product as uncharacterized. The transcript has 2 exons. The coding region runs from base 252 to 788 and encodes 178 amino acids. The record is from RefSeq and is a predicted model, not a curated record. NCBI's taxonomy places the organism in Eukaryota, Metazoa, Arthropoda, Insecta, Hymenoptera, Formicidae.